CACAGACCCACCUCGCAAAAUGAAAUCAUUCAUUGUGUUUACCCUCUGCGCCGCGGUGGCUCUCGCCGCUCCGCAACGCCAAGCCUACAGCGGCGAUGAGAAGCAGGCUGAGACCCUCAGAUACGACAACAAUGUCGAUGUCUACGCCUACAGUACGAGCCUUGAAACCUCAAACGGCAUUAAGUCAGCAGAGAGCGGUACCCUCAACAACCAGGGCAAGGACAACGAGGCCUUCGUGAGGAGCGGGCAGUACGCCUACGUCGGCCCCGAUGGCGUCACCUACUCCGUCACGUGGACCGCCGACGAAAACGGCUACCACGCGCAGGGCGCCCAUCUUCCUCAGUAAC
This is a messenger RNA of Cydia amplana, 347 nucleotides long. RefSeq names its product cuticle protein CP14.6-like. The record is from RefSeq and is a predicted model, not a curated record. Gene Ontology annotation, cellular component: chitin-based extracellular matrix. Gene Ontology annotation, molecular function: structural constituent of chitin-based larval cuticle. The transcript is spliced from 3 exons. Lineage: Eukaryota; Metazoa; Arthropoda; Insecta; Lepidoptera; Tortricidae. The coding region runs from base 20 to 346 and encodes 108 amino acids.